CCUCCACCAAGAUGGACGAUCGCUUUGAUGAAUUUCUAGAGAGUGUACAAUCUCUUGACAUCUUUAAGAAGUUGAAGAGACAAGACAUGGCAUUUUCUAGACAGAAUUUGGAAUUUUCAAGACAGCAGUUUAGCCGUUCUUUGAAUUUGUUAGUCGAAUUUGGAGGAAAUGUUUAUGUUUGGGACGAGGAAGAAGCUGCUCUGAUAGCUGUUAGUUUGAAAGAGCUACGCAUCGAUUGUGAGCAUCCAAGAGUACGGACACUUUCGUGUAAUCCCUUGCCACUGUCGCCGGUAGAAAGGCUCAUUAUGAGCAAGACGGGAAAAUACAUGGCUUUGGUAUGUCAAGCCAGAAUUUGGAUAAUGGAGAUGCCAUCUCUCACAAAACAGCUGCAAGAGAGAGUUACAUGCAGGUCGUUUUGUCUUGGUGAGAGGUACUUUGCUACAGCUGGAGGAGAUGGACAGAUUUUUCAGGUUCGAUGGCAUCCAUCUAGUGAAGCAGACAUUCAUCUGUUUGUACUAACAUCGGACAGCUGCCUUAGAAUAUUUAAUGUUUUGGAGCCUGAGGCUGCAGAGCAAACUAUUUCUUUGAGAAACCAACCAACAGCCUUACAGUCAGCCGUUGAUCUCACUAUUGCAGCACAUUCCAAAGCAGCUUACAGAUUGGAUGACACUGAUAAUGUUGUUGAUUUUGAUUUUGGCCCAGAACGAGUGGUUUCUAAGCACUACCACAGUGUGACAUCUGAGUCAGCUUUUGUACAUCAACUAUUCAUUCUUAAAGAAAAUGGGGACGUUCAGUGUCUGUAUCCUCGUCUUUACCAAGAAAGGUAUCCAAUUUUUUUGUCUGAUCCUCUUACUAUGCAUCCUCCAGCUGAAGACAACUAUGGGGUUGAUGCAUGUUCACUCUUAUGUCUUUCUACCACACCAUCUACAUUAGUGGUGGCAACUGCAGCAGGCUUUAUCUACCACUGUGUUGUUCUCGAUCAGGAGGGAGUGGAUGGAGAAAUUGAACUGGAUGUAGGUGGUGCUUUGCAGCAGACACUAUAUGUUUAUGAGGGCAUUGAUUUGGAGUUUGGAGAUAUUAAUGAAGUCGAAGAAGCUAACCAGUUGGGUGAUGACAGACAACAGUUUGAUGACAUUGGUUUCUUGGUGCUUCAUGAAGAUUCUGUUGUUAAUAAUCGUUAUCAUUGUUCUCAUCAUGCUGGUGUUCACACUGUCACUUUAUCAUGGCUGGAGGAUCUCAACUGCAUUCUCAGUGAUUCUGAUGAACAUGUUUUGUCAAGUUCUUUGCACUUGCCAUGUAAAGUUGAACAUGUGGUGGCUACACCAUCAUUACAAGAGAGCCAAUUGCUACCAAUUGUUGGUGUUUGUGUUUCUACGGAUCGGCUUAUUGGCAUCAUGCUCAUUUGUGUCACAUUACUUGGUGAUUGUUUUGCAAUCAGAUUGCUGGCUGACUUAUCCAAUGCCAUUCCUUUGACUUGGGAUACAUCUGAAAGUGACACUUCUGUGUCUCCUUUGCGUCGUUUAAGAAUGGAUGAUUUUUGCAGCAAGAUUAAGAGAAUGUUGGACAGGACCAAGCUUCCAUUACUACGGUCUGUUGAGCAGUCAGACCACAGGAUGUCAAAGCAGCAGUUGUUCAGGCUACUUGUUGAGCACACACAAAUGUUUAGAAGGGAGAUAAGCAAACUUGAACAAGUCAGAGAUGAAGUUGUCAAACGAUCAGCUCUGCUAAAAAGGCACAAGACAGCUCAGGAGACAGAACUGAAGCAAAUUGAAGCGACUACAAGUUCAUUAGCAGAGAAAAAGGAUGCUAUAGCGAUCAGAUGCGUAGAGAUUGAAAGGGGCCAAGUUCGGCUAUUGGAAAGGCUGAAGCAUAUACUGAGAGAGCUACAGACACAACACUCAGUUCUGUCUGAUGCAGAGAAAAGCUUUGGCAAGGAACUCACCUUGAUGGAAACUCGUCUUUCACAUUUUUCAGAUCAAAUAGAGCGGGUUCAAGUGAAGAUAGACUAUCGAGCAGAUCCCACUGAGGAAGAACCAAAGAUGGUGUUGUCUUCUUCACAAAAUAAGCAGAUUAGGCAGAUAUUGAAAGACAAUGGUGAAAUGAUCAGUGCUGCGAUGAAUGAACUCAAGAGGCUGAAGACGGAGUCAGGUCUAUAGCUGUAGAUAUAGUUGUGAAAGAGCGAUGUAUAUACAUCUAAAACCCACUCUGAAACCCAGUAUCGCCAUACUUCUAGUAGUUUACUUUUUGUUGUGUACAUGUUACAUUGUAUGAUUUUAGUGUUGCCAUCUUUAUAUGUGAGACCAAUAUAAAAUGUGGUCGUUCUUUAUGUAGUA
Molecule: messenger RNA, 2333 nt
Organism: Corticium candelabrum
Lineage: Eukaryota; Metazoa; Porifera; Homoscleromorpha; Homosclerophorida; Plakinidae
Product: nucleoporin 88-like
Exons: 15
Coding region: 12-2156 (714 amino acids)
Biological process (GO): ribosomal large subunit export from nucleus; mRNA export from nucleus; ribosomal small subunit export from nucleus
Cellular component (GO): nuclear pore
Molecular function (GO): structural constituent of nuclear pore; protein binding
Source: RefSeq, a predicted model, not a curated record